Messenger RNA from Symphalangus syndactylus (siamang), 1490 nucleotides. RefSeq names its product trafficking protein particle complex subunit 2L (gene TRAPPC2L). The record is from RefSeq and is a predicted model, not a curated record. NCBI's taxonomy places the organism in Eukaryota, Metazoa, Chordata, Mammalia, Primates, Hylobatidae. Gene Ontology annotation, biological process: endoplasmic reticulum to Golgi vesicle-mediated transport.
GGGGCUUGGGAGGCCGCGUGACCUGGGCAGCUGCUUUUCCAUCUCAUAUGUCUAUUUGUGUCACGUGAUGAGGUGCCUGGCGCCGGGCCUCCCAAGAUGGCGGUGUGCAUCGCGGUGAUCGCCAAGGAGGUGCGUACGCGCGGCGUGGGGCGUCCGGGCCCGCACCAUCCUCGCCUCUCCGCUUUCUUUCCCCUUCUUCCCUGGGCCUAGAAGGCACCUUAGGAAAUGGGACCUGGAGGAGGCCUUCCCCGAGCUCCAGCGGUCAGGGGCUUCGCGGUGGACGAGCCACCAGGCACACCCUGAGACCCCAGUUCCGCGCUCGCCCGUCCCGCUGGUGAACGCACCCCUCGACGCCCCAGGUCUCCUCCCCGCCAGGACCCACCAGAAACCUAGGUGGUCCGGGGCACUGCCUCCGUCCUCCGUCCUCAGCAGGUUCUGCCCGUUCUCCCGUCCAGCGCUGGUUCCCCGUGGACGGCGGCCCCGGCCCUCCUGCCAGUCUCCCCGGAGCCGAGAUAAAAACAAAUCGGAUCCUGUCACGCCUCUGCCUGAGACCUCUGCAGUGGCUUCUCGUUGCCUUAGGAUGGUGUCUGAAUAACCUGGUCUGGGAUCCUUUCCCCCCCGUAACCCUUGGCACCCUCCGCUCCAACCAAACAAUUCUGCAGCUCCCUGGACAUGCUCUGCCCUCUUACCUCUGAGCCUUUGCACGCGGAACACCUCUCCCCAGCUCCCAUCCUCUUUACUGGCCCACAUAUAUUUCAACUGGAAAGCAUUUUCUGAAGGCUAAGACUGAGCUGGGUGACUGUCCACCCUCCUGCUGCACGGAGCCUUCAUUUCCUAGCCAGGGUCUCCCCUGAGACCGGACUCGAGGCCGCUCCUUGCUGCGCGGUGGCUGCUGCUAAGCUGCUCAUGGGCUUCCCUCUUGGCCACAGAUGAUCAUUUGCUUGUUGAAUUACCCGCUCUAUAUUCGCAGCACCCCUAUGGAGAACGAACUGAAGUUCCACUACAUGGUGCACACGUCUCUGGACGUGGUGGAUGAGAAGAUCUCCGCGAUGGGGAAGGCCCUGGUCGACCAGAGGGAGCUGUACCUGGGCCUGCUCUACCCCACGGAGGACUACAAGGUAUACGGCUACGUCACCAACUCCAAGGUGAAGUUUGUCAUGGUGGUGGAUUCCUCCAACACAGCCCUUCGAGACAAUGAAAUUCGCAGCAUGUUCCGGAAGCUACACAACUCCUAUACGGACGUUAUGUGCAACCCCUUCUACAACCCGGGGGACCGCAUCCAGUCCAGCAGGGCCUUUGAUAACAUGGUGACGUCGAUGAUGAUACAGGUGUGCUGAGUGAGCUGUGCUGCCAGGCAUCGCAGAGGAGCCCGCGCACGACUGUGGUGGGGCCGUCAGUCUGUUCCCGUCGCCUCUUCCUGAAUGGGACGCCCGGGGCUUUCAGGGCAGGCAGCUGUGCAUGUUCUCUCAACUAAAGGUCUUGUGAGAUGA